Molecule: messenger RNA, 6638 nt
Organism: Pocillopora meandrina
Lineage: Eukaryota; Metazoa; Cnidaria; Anthozoa; Scleractinia; Pocilloporidae
Source: the annotation of a GenBank genome assembly
UAUUGCAAACAGCAUCAUUGUUAUCGUUGUUAAGGGCACUGGUAUGUGUUCCAAAUAUGUCUCUGCAUGUUUCUUUUCAGGACCUGCACGGUUUAUGAAUUUGACGGACACUUUUUUUAUUUAUUUAUUCCAGGCAAAUGAGUAUGUUUUAGAAUUUGACGAAAUGAUCAAUACCAGGAGGAGUACCAUAGAGGUAUACAAUUUUCAUAAUAAAAAUUCAGGCUCCUAAAAGAGUUUUCUAGCAAUUGAAACCCUAAACAUCAGUUGAGACCUCAGGCUAGGCUCUAUCUGCAUUCUUAGUACGAAUUGUCUAUACGAGACAGGCUAAUUAAGAUCUGGAAAUAUUUUAUGUAAUUGUAGGAGGCUGUAACUAUGUUUGAAGAUUUCAUCAUAAAAAUCAAGAACGUCACAAAAGACAAGGCUGGCAUGGAAGAGGUUAAAACGCUAAGAAUAUCCGUCUUUAAAGUGGCAAAAGCCUUCGAGAAAUUUGCCCUUAAUUAUGGCAAGCAACGCCUGAGCGGAAUGAGACCUUUCGAGAGGUUCGUUUUCUCAAAAAUAGGUGAGGUUACGGCCUACAAUUCUGUUUAGUUUUAAAGUGUAUUCCUCUGUUACUUACUGACUUGUUGACCAACGGACUGAAUUGUGUUAGUUCCUAGACGAUGUAAGAACUCACUGUAAACCUAACCUUUUAGAAAUGUUGUUGUAUGUCAUCGACUCAUUUUUUUUAAAAUUUCUUUGACGCUUUAAUUUUUUGCAGUGGAGAGGAAAAUUAGAGGUAUUCUUGAACAAUCAAGAAGAGAAAAAAGGAAUCCUUCAAAAUUUUAAAACCCUUCUUCUCGCUCUGUUUUUGCAAUUUAUCCUUAAUAAUAAAGUAUAUUUGUGAGCAGAAAUUACUACUGGAAUAAUCAAAUCUUGCAAAUAUUUCCCUUUACUUCAUACUAUGCACUGAGCUCAAAAUUGGUAUAUCGUCUGCGAUGUAUAUAAAUCCCUGCUUUUUAAGCGCACUCGUAAAAAUUAAAAAAAAAAACUAAUGAACGCUAAUUUUCUCUGCUGAAACGGGGAACGACAUUUCAGAAAUGAUUUUUCACAAUUUUAGUCCGUGUAGAAAUACUCACAUUUUUAUUCAGUUUUCCUUUAAAAAAGCGUUUUUAAAAUGGUUGUAUUCGUUGGAGAGUCAUGAAAGGGUAAAUACAAUACAAACAAUACACUUCCAUCCAAUAUGAUUAUAAAGUACACCGCAAAACGUAUGUUGUCUAUAAGUAUUGUUUUUCCGACAGUUUUGGUAAUUCAAAAAGCCUAUCGCUUGAAUGCGAGUGACUUCAGCUUUGAGGUACAACAAUGGCAUACGAGAAUCAAUAUUGCCACUUCAAACUUUGAGGAAAAUGGUUCGUAUUAAAUAAGGUGUUACCUAUACAGCUUUUAGUUCCCUUAAUUUCUCUAGUGGGAUUUUAUAUAUCGAGAUAAAACCUUAAGAAUGAGCUUCAUUAGUUUACAUAGUCUAUUUUCUUUCAUCAUCCGCCUUCCCUCUGAUGUCACAUCCUCAGAGCCUAAAGAAAAUUUGAAUAUUGCGUGCCUUUUGCUGUUUGAUUCCUUUUUUUGUUGUUUUGGGGGGGUUAAGGAUCAUUGGUAGUUGCGUUCGUGUACAAGGAUCUGCAUGACCUACUUCUGACAGAUCAAGCUAUCAGGAGUGAAACAGACAACAAAAGGUGAUGCUAUUUUCCUAUUAUUGUAUGUCGCUUUCCAUGGAAAUACGUAACACGGAAACACAUAAGAUCUACGUUCAACUAACCUGAACUUAGACACUUUCCAAAACCUUAACUGGGGUUGGAAGUUUCCCUGCCUGUCUCAGACCAUUCCAUCUUCAUGAAAAAUUCGCUUCAAUAUGCCAAAGGUACACGAUGUUACUUCUUUGGUUCUGAUUUAUUUUUAAAUAAAUUUCCUUCAUAGUUAUAUCAACUCCAAGAUAAUGGCCAUAGCUAUGGACCCCAAGCCAAACAAGUUGCGAGUAAAUGUCAUCCUAAAGUUCGAAAAUCUGAAGGUAAAAUUAAAAUAAGUUGUUAUGCAUUGUUUUGAUUUAUUUUGACAUGAUAAAAAUCUAUUUUCAGGUUUCGACAGCAGAGAAGCGCUGUAUGUUUUGGAGUGACUUUAACACAAGGUAAAAAACUGCAAUAUAUUAUUGUAUAGUAUUUAUUCAUUGUUCAGGUUAACAAUUUCCUGGUAGCUAAGAUGUUGUCUUUUUUCGUAAAGUCCGACUAAAAUGUUCUCCCAACUAAGACACUACAACCAUAACGUAAAAUUACCGAACAUCACCUCUUCCCCAAACAGUGUUUAAUUUUGUGCGCUUUGUUAACUUUACUUUUUUUAUAGGUCAGAAGGCUUUUCAGAGGAAGGAUGCCAUGUAGUUUCAUUGAAAAGCAACUCAGAAGAAACAGUUUGCAGCUGCAAUCAUUUGACGCAUUUUGCCGUCUUAAUGAACUACGACGGUAGCACAAAGGUAAUCAAAAGCCAAAAUAAUGUAACUAACAUUUAACUAACUCAAUGUUCUUAUUUAAAUUUUUUCUUUUUGACACAGCUCGCCGAAGAGGACGAAACAGCUCUGAAAAUUAUCACCCACGUCGGACUAAGCCUUUCCAUCGUCGGGAUCCUUUUAACAUUAAUACUUUAUUCUUGCCUCACGUAAGUAAUCUACCUGAAUAUCAGUGAGGUAGAUUCUUGACUUCCCUCAACUAUGCUAGAGAGAAAAGAGAUCUCAGUGCAAAUCUCCAUGCCAAUAAAAACACACAUGUCGGGUAACUCAAAAAUUCAAAUUACAUUCCAUGCCCCAUAAAGAACGCUUGAACAACUCAUAGUUUCAUUGUUUAUGAAUUGCUUAGGGUUUAGUCAUUUCCCUCGUGAUACUUUCUUUUUUGUACUUUCUGGAGCUAUUUACUGAAGUUUUUUCUUUCCUUUCCCGUCAGAAUUUUACUUGAUUUCUUUGGCCAUAUUUUACUGUUCAUUAUAAUUAAUUCAAUUCUCUUCUUUCUUGUGCUUAGUGUCUUUAGUGUAUUGUUGUUAUUGUUGUUGUUGCUUUUCUCUAAUUCAUUCUUUUUAUUUUUACUAUUAUUACUAUUUUUUUUACUAUUUCAUCAGAGAUGUUGGUCAACCUCUCUCCCAAAUUCGAAUGAGUGUUUCUAUGUCCCUUGGAGCUGGACAGAUCAUCUUCCUCGCCGGAAUAAACGCCACAGAAAACAAAGUUAGUGGCCCCUUUUUCUAUCCAUGGAAUGAAUUUCCCCGUUGCACCGUAAAUAUCUUGUCGAAAGGAGCGUCAUAAGUAUACGAAAACUCUUUCUUUCCACAGGCUGCCUGUGUUACAAUAGCAGCUCUGAUGCAGUAUUUCUUGAUGGCCGCUUUCUGUUGGAUGCUGAUAGAGGGAAUAUUUCUCUACCUUUUCGUUGUGAAAGUUUACAACAUCAACAGCAAGAUGUAUAUGUAUCACGUCAUCUCAUGGGGUAAGUCCAUUAUUUCACAACAUACACUAGUGACUUUAACCCUGCUUUCGGAUCACUAAAUAUGAUGUUGUCAUCCAGCGAAGUUUUACGAUUUCCUUCCUUUCUCUAUGGGUAGGUCUUCCAGUGAUCAUGGUGGCCAUGUCACUUGGCAUUGCUGCUGGAAAAGAAGGGUUACAAAGCUACACGAGUGAUAAAUAGUAAGAAAAAAAUUCAAGGGUUUCUUCUUACUCUUCUCCUUUUAAUUUGUUGCAUUUAAUUGUUUGUUUUGUUUUUGCACAUAUUUUGAGAUUGGCAUCAUUUCGUUUGCUAAAAAUUUGUGUUUCUUUCCUGUGUUUCACUUCUUCGAGUUUAGUUGCUGGCUUUCCUCGACUAACAACCUGAUCUGGAUAUUCGUCGCCUUUGUAGCUUUCAUUGAAAUUGUGAGUUUAUGAUUAGUGUUGGUGAUUUUGAUUGGUGAUUGUCAUUGGUAUACUUGGACUACUUGCUGCUAAAGAUUUUUUUCUCUGCUCUUUAAAAAACGAUUUAAGUAUUUAUUAUAUGACCCCGCAUAAUAUUUACCAUUUUCCUUUUCCUAUUUACUCACAAUAAACUUUGGACGUAGCUGCUUGUCGAGGAUGCUUGUCGAUUUUAACCUACUGAUGGCCUUUAACAGUGAGAAAAACCUGUUGAGACAAUGUAUUUACAAGCAUAAGAUAGCUUCGUGAAUUAUCCAACUUUUACUACAUAGUAUGAAGAAAAAAAUUCUACUCCCUCCCUGUUGAUGGUUUCUCACUGUUUCACAUUGAUAUAUUAAGAUUGUUUUUCGCGCAAGAAUAACUAAUUUAAAAAAACGUUGAACAGGAAGAAAGUAGCAGGAAGAGUAGAAGAUUGUAAAUUUAUAUAAUUUAACGCUAGGAUUCACUUGACAUAGUUCAUUCAGUUAAGACUCUUUACCUCGCGAUUUCUUUAGCUCAUUAUUGUCAGAUAAUCGAAGCUCAUAAUCUAGGUCCCCCGGUUGUGAGUUCUAUUUCCUGUCAAUGACUCUUUUAUCCAAAGCUUGUUACCAAACAAGUAACGUCUCUGUCAAGGAUCCUCUCCUGCUUUGGCUACUCGAUAACCAUAUCUAGAUAAUCAAUUUAUUUCUAUUGUAUUCUUCAGCUCAACAUCUUGAUACUCAUACGAGUCAUAAGGGAGAUGACCAAUUUGUUGCAGCCAACAGGGGAAGACAACCAUCUUCAGCAAAUAGGGUAGGAUUUACAACAUAAAACUAAAACAAUAUAGCCUCCUGUGAGGCUAUAUUCCCCAGACUUCCUCUUUCAUUAAUCAGUCAGGCCUUACUAUAUCUAACAAUGAAAAUCCAUUUUCAACGAAAGUUAUGGAAUAUUUUUUCUUAAUUCCUAGAAUUGGCAUCAAGGCAAGCGUGGUGAUGAUUCCCUUGCUGGGUGUCACGUGGCUAUUCGGUCUCCUCUCGCCUGUACAUAAAGCUUUCGCUUACACCUUCACCAUACUUAACUCUGCUCAGGUCAGUGUUCAAUGAUAUCUCUCAAAAUCGUUCAAUAUCUAUUAUGUUACUUUCUAACCAAGUGAGACACCGUUACAAUGGUCAUAUGAUAUUUUUUGGAAUUUUGAAAACAAAAAGCUGUUAACUAUGCAAGAGAAGACAGAUUUCUUUUUCCAUUAUAAGAUAUGCAAUUUUCCUUCCUUCUUGGAAAUCUUAAUAGAUAUCUGACUAAUUUAUUUGCAUAUUGUAAAAAUUAAUGAUCUUGAAAUCAUAUUUAUGCUGCAGGGUUUCCUGAUUUUCGCUCUACACUGUAUGCGAAACACUCAGGUAAGAAAAAACAUCAAACUGAUUAUUAACUUUUAGUAUUUCGAUAGAUAUCCGAGUACUAGUACUAAGAACCGUAUUUUAUAUUGCUUGUCUAUCUGCAGAUCAAAGAGCGAUUCAAAAGAAAAAUGAAUAUCGUUUUUCCAUCUUCUAUAAAGAACAACUAUUCAAGGAAGAGCUCACGGGUCAAUCCAAGUGAGGUUGGGGAUAUAUGGGCAGUCGAAUUGCAGUCUUUUGCUAAAUUUGAAUCGAAAUCGCACUUAACUUAAAUAAGUGGAUAUAGCCAACCGGAAAAGACAGUCAAAUUCUUGGUACAAACACUUAGUUAACAGCGAUUAGUCGGUUGCGAUCGGUCUGAGUUACGAUCUGCAGCUAAAAGAGGUCAUUCUGUUCAUCUUUGUUUAAGCACCCAACUAGUUGUAAACGUAACCUAACUUCUUCAUGAUUAUAAGGUUAUUCUCUCAGCAAUCGGAUAGAUGCGGGCAAGAUUCGACGACAUAAACCAAUCUAUCAAUUUAAAUUUCUAAUGGCUCAGUAUGCUGACGACUGUCCUUCGAAUAAGGUUAGAACGUGCCAGGAAAUCAUGGCUCGUUUUCCUUUAAAAAAAAAGCUGUGUGUAUUUAAUUUUUUGAUUCUUACACGCCAACUCUCUGCGCUUGCUGCAUGAUUAUUUCAUAUUCGGCGUUUUACUUAUUGAGUUAACAAAUUUUUCAUCAAACAUUAUUAUUACUAUUAACAAUAAGCCAUGGAUAAUAACUGAAAAUAUAAGUUUCUAUAAAUUUCGAGAAUGGCUAUGUAUUCCAAGGAACUUUCUAGAGCACUCUAUUAGGUUUCGUAGAUAUGAUGUAACACUACCAAUACAGUUAUGUUGUAAGCUUCCAGAAUUUUCUGGAAUACUUUGUACAUAAGGACUGAGUCGUGUAGCAGUAGUACUUAUUGUUGUCGGGAGUGAAUGAUUUUUCAGAAAGCUGUAACGAAAGAGAGCUACUGUGGAAGAUUGUUAAUUUAGGUGAACUUUGGAGACAACUGUGAGAUUGUGUCAAUACUGAGCUAAGAUAUAGUUUGUAGUGGGCUUCUUUAAGUUUAUUUAAGGAUAAUUACUCUACUUCCUUUAAGAGUCGCUCAUUGAUAGGAAUAUUACAAGUUGUUUGAUAAAGUAGUUAGGUUUGUUGAUAAAUAAUGCUCUUUCCAUCGGACGUUCGCGAGGGUCCACUGUAUCCUUAAAAAUGUUUCCCUCGUGUAACAAGUUUUGUUCAGCUGGUUGGUAAAUUGCACAGAUGCUGUACUUUAUUUAAAUUUCUCCGUCUGCUCCCUGAGGAAGGAAAUAAAAAUCAUGGGUAGAUUUU